AUGAAUGUUAAACUUAUUGCAGGAGUUUUGAAGUUCAGUUAUGCGAAGGAGUUUAAGAUAACACGAAUGAGUCAUAGAGUUCAAUUGCUUCUGGGAGCAUACCAUAUGACAUUUCCUUUGAAAAGUGUUGACAAAACGAUUGAGAUGAAAUCCGUUCCAUACGUAUGUUAUGGCAAUUGUUUGUACAUUGAGUCUAAAAUAGCUAAUGUCACAGGUAUUUCAGGAGUUAAUAGUAAAGGUUCAGUAGAAUAUAAGUCUUUCUGUUAUGAAGUAAAUUCAAUGUUCAUUCCAAACGUUCCUGUCAUAGUAACUCAUUUAGGUAAAUGGGUUCGCAUUAGUCCUCAUAAUUUGAAAGACAUGCAAUUCAGACUAGUUGACUUUCAAGGCGAGCCCGUAGUACUGAAGGCACCAGUGCGAAUGACUGUUGAAGUUGACUUUUUAGAAAAUAUUAAAUGCAACGGCUUACAAGAGAACUCAGAGCUAAAAAUAUAA
Messenger RNA from Trichomonas vaginalis G3, 492 nucleotides. RefSeq lists its product as uncharacterized. Bases 1 to 492 code for a protein of 163 amino acids. The transcript has a single exon. NCBI's taxonomy places the organism in Eukaryota, Parabasalia, Trichomonadida, Trichomonadidae. The record is from RefSeq and is a predicted model, not a curated record.